AUGUCCGACAAGCUCGAACUUGAGGCUCUCUUCAAGAGUGAAUCCUAUGCUAGCUCAUUCAAACGCGGAGAGAUGGUCACCCGCCCAUUCGCAGAAAUGCUAGUUGACCAGAGCAAGGUGGCCGCCGAGUCCAAGGCCAACCCCGACAGGCCUCUAGUGAUCCUUGACAAUGCCUGCGGCACUGGUGUCAUCUCCAGCUCCCUCAAUGACAAGCUUGAUGACACUGUCAAAAAGACUUGGAAGCUGACCUGUGGUGACAUCUCAUCGGCAAUGAUCGAGUAUACCACGCACCGCAUAGAAGAAGAGGGCUGGCAGAACGCGGAGACAAAGAUCGUGGAUGCGCAGAAGCCUGAUUUGGCUAGCGCUCAAUUCUCUCACAUCUUUACUGCUUUUGCCUAUAUGGCUCUCCCUGAGUCUAUUACGGCUCUUGAUGAAACCGUUCGAAUGCUGCAACCCGGCGGGACUAUUGCUUUCUCAACCUGGAUCGAACCCGGCUGGAUCGGCGUCGCCCGAAGAGCAAUUGAAAGAAUGCCAGGCAACCUACCUUUUCCUGAGGCCCAACAGUUGAUGGCGGUUAUGACUGAAGGGGAAUGGAACUCGAAGCUUUGGAUCGAGUCCCAGCUCGAGGGGCGUGGGUUCCAGGACAUCGACGUCCGGCCAACAACAAUAAAGCUGACCCUCACAUGCCCUGUCUUCCUGGAGAUGACCAUGUUAGUGCUUCCCAUGAUGAUGAAGUCUUUCUGGACCGAGGAGCAACGGGAGGAGCACAAGGAUAAGGUUGGUCCGGCGUUAGAGAAGUACUUGGAAGACACUUACGAGAAUGGAAAUAUCCACACCGAUUGGGUGGCUAUUCUGUCCACUGCGCGCAAAUCUUGCUAG
Molecule: messenger RNA, 879 nt
Organism: Penicillium expansum
Lineage: Eukaryota; Fungi; Ascomycota; Eurotiomycetes; Eurotiales; Aspergillaceae
Gene: gtmA
Product: gliotoxin thiomethyltransferase
Exons: 4
Coding region: 1-879 (292 amino acids)
Source: RefSeq, a predicted model, not a curated record